AAAUAAACUGUAAUUACAAAUAAUUUAUUUUUUGUUAUCAUAAUAAUACCUACUUAAAAUGAAUAUAAAAUAUAUUUUUCAAGCAAAAACAAAUUUUAAAUUUAUCUUCUAAUUUAAUUAAAGAAACAUCCUCUCUUACGCUCUCGUAAAAUCCUCUCCACUGCUUAAAAAAUACAUGGUGUAAGAACUUAUUCCAACACCAUUAACAAAAAAAAAAUGAUAAUAAUAUUCAAACAUAAAAAUUUAAUUAAAAAUUAAAAAUGAGUGCUUCCGAAGGUUAGUAUCUCUUUAAAUCAAUUUUUUUCCAGUUAAUUAUAUAUUAUAUUAUGUUAUCAAAAUGCCGUAUUGAAAAUUUCCAACAAAAAAAAAUGUUUUAAAUCCGAGCUCUACAACUGGCUAUUGCCUCAGCGCAGUCAUAGUCCUGCCUACUCGAUGGAUAACUACCUAUUAAUUAUUAUAAGGAACUGAAUGGUCGAGGUAGACGCGCGUUUUCUUUCGUUCUUUGCCGUUUCACAAAUCGUUUAUCGUAUGGUUAGAUGGAUUAUGAGUGUCAAGAUAUUAAAAUAUCUUUCAUCGAGGUAUUCACAUUAAACUAAACGUUGCGAACAAUGCGAACACCGAACGCUCUAAAAACGUAAUAAGGUGCCUUGGGAAACCGUUGCCAACGUCGGGACAGACACCGUCGCUUACGCGCGCGCGCUCGCGCCCGACCCCAACAUCCGUUCGGUCGCACGAAUCCAUUAUGGCGUAUUACGCACACACGACGGGCUGCCGCCGAUUUCCGCGUGCAUGGUGAAACAGCGAACCUGGCUCGCGUAAAGCCGUAAAGCAGCGAACCUGGUGUGGUCGAGAUCGCGCGCGCGCUUGUGUGUCGAGUUCGGUGCUCGUUUUGUGUUUUUUCCACACAUUUCCCUCUCCCGUCCUGUCCCCUCUUCAAACCAUCACCGCGUUACGCACACGCACACGCACACAACACACGCGCUCGCGCGUAUUUUCAUCGUACGGGUUCCGAAUCGGUUUAAGGUGUGCGUGUUGCGAGUGCGCGCGCGCCGCGCGUGUGUGUGUGUACGUGUGCGUGAGCUGGUGCCCGUGUGAGAGUAGUCCGCGUGCGUGCGCGUGUGUACGUGUUGUGUUGCCCAAACGGACGAAAAUAAUAAUAUCGCCGUGUAGAUCUGCCGCUGUGGUGGUGUCGUAGUAGUCGAAAAAGAAACGCGUCCGUCUCGCCGUCCGCGCACCACACCGGGCGUUUUCGAAAACGGGUCCGGGCAUCGCAACACCGACGAUAACACCACCGACGUUUAAUAACUAAACAUUGAUAUUAUUAUUAUUAUUAUUACUUUUAUAUAUAUUAAUACUUUAAUCGAGCCGACCAGCAGCAGUGCAGUGUAUACACGUCGUGUGUGAUAAUAACAAUAUCAUUGUGUGUUUGUGUGUGUGUAUAUAUAUAUAUAUAUAUAUACAUAUAUAUAAUAAUAAUAUAUACCGUAGGAUAAUAAUAAUAGUGUUAAUAAUCACAAUAAUAAUAUUAAAUUAUCAUCUUGUUUGUAUAUUAUGCCGCCUCCGUCGUACGCGCAAUAAUUAAAUAUCCGAUUUAAUAUAAUUUUGUCGUCUUGAUAUUAGAUUUUUUUGAUAAUAUUCUUUGCUGUUCGUGAACAACGACCGCGACCGACCGACCGAGAACCGUUGUGUGUACGUCGCUAUCGGCGCCGUCGUCGAAUUUUUCCACUCGUCGCGAUGCCGCGGAUCCAGUAGAACGGCGCAUCGGACGCACAGAUCCACCGCAGUACAACAGUAUCCGGCGUACCGAGUUUCGCGUUUUGGACAGAUCGUCGUCACUCGUCACUCCCCGGCGCGGUGCACCCGUACCUAUAUCAUUAUCAGUAUCACCGUCGUCAUCGUCAUCAUCAUCACUACCUCCGCCGACGACGUCCGAUCCCGGCGCCCCGCCGCCCGUCCGUGAAAACGUGUGAAAGACCAAAGGCCGCGGCGCGCACCAACCGCCGCCACUACACGUCGUCAUGUCCGUCAGCCAACAGUUUUGCCUGCGAUGGAACAACCACCAAAGGACGCUGAUUUCGGUGUUCGACAGUCUCCUAGAAAGCGGUACGCUCGUGGAUUGCACGCUGGCCGCCGAGGGACGAUAUCUAAAAGCUCACAAAGUCGUCUUGUCCGCCUGCAGUCCGUACUUGGGGGUGUUAUUAAGUCAACAUCAAGAGAAACAUCCAAUCUUAAUUUUGAAAGAUAUCAAGUUUCAAGAAUUAAAGUCAAUGUUAGAUUAUAUGUACCGAGGUGAAGUUAAUAUUUCUCAAGAAGAACUUGGUACUUUUUUGAAAGCUGCUGAAUCUCUUCAAAUCAAAGGUUUGACAGAAAGUGCUGGUAUUGGAGUUAGAGAUAAUACUGAUUUUGAAGACCAAGUAUCUAAACGUUUUGACCAUAGAAAACAACCACCUUCUUUAUCGUCAGUUAGUUCUAACUCACCUACCAUUUGGAGCCAAAAUGACACUGUACGUACAUAUUCAAGACCAAGAGAGGGUAGUUUAUCUCCAACCAGCAAGAAGCGAAAAUUACAACGAACAAAUGGAUCAGAUGAUCAUCAUCCUGAUAAUGGUGAUGAUAGUAUGACUGAAUCUGAACCUCAGGGGGUAGAAAAAUCGCCUACUAAUAAUAAUAACAUCCCUUCUUCAGUCAAUAAGGUUAUCAAAGCAGAACCUUACCGUAAAUCAUGUUCACCAGACAAAGAAGUGUUAAAGACAACUGAAAAUCAGAUAAUUAAACCAAAAGUAGAAUCAAUUUCUGGUGACCAACAAGAAUGCUUAACAGAAAUGUCAUAUGACGAUAGUGUAGAAGAUAUGGCUUUAGAAGAGGAAGAAGAAGAAUUUGACGAAAAUGAAUUAUCACAGCCCGGAACUUCACAAGGGGACACCAAUCACACCGCAGUGCCUCAAACAAAUUCAUGGCAAUUAGAUACAACUAAUCAAGAUAGCACCAGUACUGUUAAUACACCAAUGGACUGUAAAGAUCCGGACCUUCUGGCCGAGAAGUUUGAGUGCAAGCUCUGUGGCAAAGUGUAUCAAUGGAAGCAGAGCUUGAAAAGACACAUUCGGGAGGACCGUUGUGACAAGGGUCCGCAACACGCGUGUCCCCGCUGCGGGAUGAGCUUCAAGCACACAAGCCGUCUGAACAAACACGUCAUACUAUGUCCGCAUAUCGUAUUCGACGACAGUCCGUCGUCCUCGGCGUCCACGUCUGCGGCCACGUCCACCGUUCAACGCAUACUCAAACUGCCACCGCCGUGUCCGGACGCCUUGCCCAUUACCGCCGUCACCACAUCCACCACCCCGACGUCGUCACCGUCCCAGACGAUAUUGGUGUUGCACUUGAAAAACCAGAGUUUGGCCCAAAAUUGGAAUUCUAAAAUCCAGAAACUAGGAAACUAAAAAUUAAAACAUAUUUCAUGUUUAAAGUUAUUCAUUCAUGUGUGCGCGCGUGUGUGUGUGACCCAAAUUUGUGUAUUUAAUUCGAGAGGGUUUUUUUGACCUUUUAAUCAUAUAUUAGUAUUAUUAUUAUAUUAGGUAUAUUAUUGAUCACUCUGGUUAUUAUAAUAUUGAAAGUCUUACUUACAUCUUUAAAGUCCCAUUUAUUAUUAUGAAUAAUAUGAUAUAUGAAGAGCGAACUCGCUUAAAGAUAAAAAAACUAUUUAUAUCAUACACAGCAUAAUUAUUACAUAAUUCAAUUUUAUUAUUAUAUAUCAUAUGUAUUAUUUUACUAGUCAAAUAUGGAACAACGCAAUCUAGUCUAUUUUUUGUUUUUCGUGCAAUUUAUAUUCGUGCAAAUCAUAUUUUAUUUUUUAUUAUUCGUAGUGUGUGUGUGUUUAACGAAUAUCGGUUUUUAUUUUUUAUUUUAUUUAGUUUUAUUUUAUAGGUACUCGGGUUAUUGUACCGCGGAAUGUUUCUAUACAUCGAAUACAUUAGUCAUUAGUUAGUAAGGUUGAAUGUAAGACUAAAGUUCUCUCCUAUCAACAAAAUAAUAUACGGUAAAGAGCGAUAUCUUUCUAUUUAUAUCAAUAUUUUUAUUAUAUUUGUCUAAUUUGAAAUGUGUCUAGUCAAAAAUAGUUGUUUAUUUUAAUUUUACAUUAAUAUUAUUCGUGUACAUAAUAUGAUAUUUUUUUUUUCAAAAAAUACAAAAAAACAUUUGCCAAACGUAUAUAAACCUAUUUUAUUGAUAGUUGAAACUUUUAACUAUUACAAUAGGUAUAGUCGACAGUUGAACAAUAUUGUAUUAGACAUAAUUUAAGUGCGGUGAAACACAAUUGCGUCCAUCCUACCUUUUUACAUGUGAAAAACGCAACACUAUUACACUCUGGUUAAUUUGUACGAUUGAGUCCGUUUUUAUCUUUUUACUAGUGAAAAUAUACCACGAUUGCUCUUGAGCCUAUAAUAUAGGCAUUGCAGCCCUUCUAACAAUUUUCCAAUACAAAAUAUACUAUUUAAAAAUCGUUAUAUUUAUUAUAGGCUCGAGUGCAAUCGUGGUGUCUUUUUACAGGUAAAACGGGCUCAAUCGUACUAAUUACUAGAGCACAAUCGUUUUGUGUUUUUUGUAUGUAAAAAAGUAGCACCUCAAUCGUGUUAUAGCCAUUAAGUGACGAUAUUUUGUUGAAAGGUUCGUACAGCACAAUAUUAAAUAUAGUGGGUUCGAUUAAAUGCUUUCAAUUGCAUUUUAUGUUACCAAACAUGCCGAUUGAAAUUGGAUCACAAUAUUUUUAUUGGAUCUAAUAGGUAUAUACCAAAAUCCGAUACGAAUUUACUUUUUAAGAUAAUUGUCACAUAAUUGUAAAUUGUAUUUUAAUUUUUGUUUUUCUAUUCUAAUUUUCAAAAACGCACAAAACACAAAUAUAUACUGUGGAAAAAAAUAAUUUUAAGUUUAUAAACAAUACUUUGUGGCCGUGUGUAAAUAUACGAUCAAUAUACGUAAUUUAACAACGAUCCUUAAAAAUGUUUUGAUAAAAGAAGUCUUAGGUUAUUUGGGUAUUGCAAAUAAAAUUGUUCGUGUAUAUCAUCGUGAUAUACUGUAAUUUAACCUAUAGGUACCUAUUACCGCGUGUUCUUAAGUACCUAGAUAAUAUGAUAUGAUUUAGCAGUAAGAAACCUAUAUAGCCUAUAAUAUCGUUAUAUUUCCAACUAAUUCGAGACAAAAAUGUUCGACGUCGAUCAUAAAUCAAAAUUCAUAAUAUAUACUCAAAACUUGACUCAAUAUUCUUUAAAUAGUAAUGUAUGCUUGAUUUCAAAAAUCAAAACAUUGUGAGUGUGACAAAUAUUUAGAUAUUAUAUGCAUACCACAAUUCAGUACCUAACGCUUUUCGGAUCGAUUGUCGGAAGUGGGACCACCCACCUGUAUUGGGCAAAUACCUUCCGCGCGCGUUGGUAAAAAAUAAAAUGAAUCGUUUACUUUUGGGCCAUCUAAUUCACUUAUAAAUCUGUUAAUCUGUUUUAACGCCUCGAUUUUCGCCACUGAUUUUGUUACAAGUCUUGACACGAACAAACGCAUUUCCAAACUUAAUCAUGCACUUGUCACAUCGACUAGUCGUCAUUUUUGAUUUUGAUGGCAAAUAAAAUACCCUCUCAUAUUUUUCACAUUUCUUUUUUUACUAUUAAAAACAACCACAACAUAAUACUACACAGUAAUAAAAUUAAUACUUAAUAGUUUUAUACGUAUAUGUGACACUGGCACACAACUGUUGUAAUGAAAAAUUUGUAUGUAAAGGAUAUUUUUUUGUUUUUACAACUAACCCAUAUUGUGGAUAAAGUAUAGUCAUUUAUUUAUAUUUGUAUUAUUAUUAUUAUUAUUUUUUUUUUAAUUUUAAUUAUUAUUUAGUGCAAUGAAAUUGAGUUCCUUGAUUAGUCAUGACCUUUAUAUAGAAAUCUUAAAAAAAAUACUACUUAUAUAAUUAUGUAAGUGUAAUACCUCUACUUAACGUGGUGGUCUAUGAAUCUAGUCAGGUACGAGCACAAAAAAUAUUAAUAUUACUACUCGUGUAUUAUUACAAUGUAUAUGAUGUGUAUUUAUAAAAAUUAUAUAUGAAUGAUUAACAAG
Messenger RNA from Aphis gossypii (cotton aphid), 6090 nucleotides. RefSeq names its product longitudinals lacking protein, isoforms A/B/D/L-like. Bases 2019 to 3437 code for a protein of 472 amino acids. Lineage: Eukaryota; Metazoa; Arthropoda; Insecta; Hemiptera; Aphididae. The record is from RefSeq and is a predicted model, not a curated record. The transcript has 4 exons. Gene Ontology annotation, cellular component: nucleus. Gene Ontology annotation, biological process: regulation of transcription by RNA polymerase II. Gene Ontology annotation, molecular function: protein binding.